Molecule: messenger RNA, 1998 nt
Organism: Naegleria fowleri
Lineage: Eukaryota; Heterolobosea; Eutetramitea; Acrasida; Naegleriidae
Exons: 1
Coding region: 1-1998 (665 amino acids)
Biological process (GO): SRP-dependent cotranslational protein targeting to membrane
Cellular component (GO): endoplasmic reticulum membrane; signal recognition particle receptor complex
Molecular function (GO): ATP hydrolysis activity; GTPase activity; GTP binding
Source: RefSeq, a predicted model, not a curated record
AUGAUUGAUAAUUUUACCGUUCUUACUAAAGGAGGAUUGGUUUUGUGGAGCCAUACUGGAUUUCAGUUGAAUGGAAAUCCGAUCAAUGAGUUGAUUCGCUCAAUCUUGUUAGAAGAUCGUCUUUCGGAAAAGAAAUUUACCUAUCACAAUGAAUACUUGUUAACUUGGGUUCAAGAAAAUGAAUUUGAAUUGAUCUUCGUUGCAAUUCAUUCAAUCUCUAUUCAAAUUAUUUUCAUUGACACCCUUUUAGAAACAGUGAAACAAAAGUUUGUUUCCACCUUCAAAAAGACUUUGCAAGAAGCUAAAGGAAUCGGAAAGGGAAUGCCAUCUCUGAGCAAUGUUGAAUUUAAUUUCGAUAAAGAAUAUACCAAGAUUGUUGACAUGCUUGAAGAAAGAUCCCGAGAAGAAAAACAAUUACAAAAAGAAGGACUUCUCAUUAAGCAAUAUAAAAAGAAGGAAGAUAAGAAAAAUGAUGAUGAGGAUGAAUCUGACAAAAAGACAACAUUUAUUGAAAAACAAAUCAUGCAAGGAGAAGAAUUGUUACAAAAUGCCGCCAACUCACCAAAAACACCAACAAACAAAUAUGAAAAGAAGAAGAAGGAUAAACCAUCUGCUAAACCUGUCACUCCAGCUUCGGAAUCUGAUGAAAGUGACGAGGACGAGCACAAAUCUAGCUCGAGCCAGAAAGCAUCUAAUGGCGGUAUGAACGAGACUGUGUUGGCUAAUAUAGAGAAAAUGAAGAAACGGUUAAGUAAGGUAAAGAAUGGCCCAAAGAAGUCUUCAAAGAAAGUAGACUCUCCAGAGGAUACGGUUCCAGUAGCCACAAAAACAAAAACUAAGAAGGAGGCAACUACUUGGGAUACCUUUGAUACAACUUACAACAAGAAGAAGGAAGGAAAAAUUGACUUUUCACGUAAAGCUGAAAAUGAAGAUGACGAGCUCCAGCGUCACAAAGACAAAUAUUUGCCAAAUCCAAAUCAACAAACAGAUAUCGAUGCAGAUUUAGAGCCAGAAAGCUCUGAGGAAGAAGAAGAGGAAGCAGCACCAAAGAAAGGAAACAUUUUUACAUCAUUCUUCUCCAGCUUGACAAAUGGCAGAACUCUCACAAAAGAGGAUCUCGAUCCGGUAAUGGAAGAAUUCAAGCAAUCAUUGAUGAAGAAAAACGUCGCCCAAGAAAUUGCUGUCAGUAUUUGUGAUUCCGUGUCAGAAGGUUUAGUUGGUAAAAAAUUAGGAACAUUUUCGUCAGUUAAAUCCGAAGUCACAAAGGUGUUAGCAGAAACCCUCACAAGAAUCCUUACACCAACUAGAACAAUUAAUAUUCUCAAAGAAGCAUCGACAGCAAGAGAACAAGGAAGACCCUAUGUCAUUGUAUUUUGUGGAGUGAACGGAGUUGGUAAGAGUACUACCUUAUCAAAGAUUUGCUACUGGUUGUUACAAAAAGAGUUUUCUUGCUUGAUUGCCGCUUGUGACACAUUUAGAUCAGGUGCUGUUGAGCAAUUGCAAGUCCACGCUCGUUGUUUAGGUGUACCUGUAUUCCAAAAGGGUUAUGGAAAGAACGCAGCCAGUCUUGCUAAGGAAGCCAUUGCUCAUGCCAAGAAGAACAAGUACGACAUUGUCUUGGUAGAUACUGCAGGAAGAAUGCAGGAUAAUGAACCUUUGAUGAAGUCAUUGAUCGAACUUAUCCAAGUCAAUCAACCAGACCUCGUUCUCUUUGUUGGUGAAGCUCUGGUUGGUAACGAUGGUAUUGAUCAAUUGCAAAAAUUCAAUUCUUCACUCAAGAUUUUGGCUCAAAAUGAAAAUUCCACAAAACAAACUAAGGACUUGAUUGAUGGAAUUGUGCUCACGAAAUUUGAUACCAUUGACGAAAAGGUUGGGGCAGCUGUUUCUAUGGUUCACAAGACAGGACAUCCCAUUGUGUUUGUUGGUGUGGGUCAAACCUAUACCGAUUUACGAACCCUUAAAGUAGAAUCUGUCGUGAAAGCAUUGUUGAAGAAUUAA